This is a messenger RNA of Peniophora sp. CBMAI 1063, 1017 nucleotides long. The record is from the annotation of a GenBank genome assembly. Lineage: Eukaryota; Fungi; Basidiomycota; Agaricomycetes; Russulales; Peniophoraceae.
AUGCCUUCUGACACCGAAGCCAACCAGGGUCAAGCUGGUUCACCCCCUCAGUCUCGCUCACCAUCUCCGGCCGGUCACGACGUCUUGACUCUCCGAGCGCUCGUGAGCACCAAGGAUGCGGGUGUCAUUAUCGGGAAGGCCGGCAAAAACGUCGCCGAUCUUCGCGACCAGACCGGCGUCAAGGCCGGCGUCAGCAAGGUUAUCCCCGGCAUCCACGAACGCGUACUCACUGUAUCAGGAUCAGUAGAAUCCGUGGCAAAGGCGUAUAACCUGAUCAUCGAGCAGCUUGUCGAAUCAAACCCCGCGUCACCCGGCGUCUCCUCGUCUUCGUCACCCGCGCACACCUCCAUUCGCCUCCUGAUUUCCCACAAUCUCAUGGGCACCAUCAUCGGCCGCAACGGUCUCAAAAUUAAAGCCAUUCAGGACGGCUCGGGCGCGAGAAUGGUCGCAUCCAAGGACAUGCUUCCCCAGUCCACAGAACGCGUCGUUGACGUACAGGGCUCCCCAGAGUCCAUAUCACGUGCGAUAGAGGAGAUUGGGCGUUGUCUGCUGGAGGACUGGGAGAGGGGGCUCGGCACGGUGCUGUACCACCCCGGCGUCGCAGACGACCGGACUGGAGGACGCAGGAACUCGCAUGGUCACAGCAACAGCUACGGUGGCGGAGGUAGGCGCUCGAACGGCAAUGACGCCGCCAUCCGUCCAUCAAGCCCGCCUUCGCCGUCUACAGCCGCAGCGACGAACCUGCGCACGCAGAACAUCUCAAUCCCAAGUGACAUGGUCGGCUGCAUUAUCGGCCGCGGAGGAACGAAGAUUACGGAGAUCAGGCGCUUGUCGGGAUCCAAGAUCUCCAUCGCCAAGGCGCCACACGAUGAGACGGGAGAACGGAUGUUCACCAUCGUCGGCACGCCAGAGGCGAACGAGAAGGCGCUAUUCUUGCUCUACAAUCAGUUGGAGAGUGAGAAGGAGCGCCGUGUUGGCAAGGAGGCGCAGGCGCAGGAAGAAGGCCUGCAAGAGUGA